Molecule: messenger RNA, 3536 nt
Organism: Populus trichocarpa (black cottonwood)
Lineage: Eukaryota; Viridiplantae; Streptophyta; Magnoliopsida; Malpighiales; Salicaceae
Product: zinc finger CCCH domain-containing protein 53
Exons: 10
Coding region: 821-2944 (707 amino acids)
Molecular function (GO): metal ion binding; RNA binding
Source: RefSeq, a predicted model, not a curated record
UCAGGGGUUUAGGGCAAGAACGUGCAUUAUUUGAAGCACAGAUCUGGAUCCACUAAAAACACCCAAAAGACCCAACUUCCCACACGAACUCACCCUCCCUUCCCCUCCUACUCCCCCCACCACUCUCUUAAUCACUGCCACCCUUACCGGUCCUUGUGUUUAUAAACUUCAAAGGAGAGAGAUAAGGAAAGAAAGAGACAGAGAGACAGUGUCUAGACAGAGAAAUUGCUAGAGAGGUAAUUGUAAGAUAGUGUUCUACAUUGAAAAAAAGAGAGGUUUGACUGUUUAUUAUUAGCCAGAACCCAUAACACCAGCAGUAGCUGCGUCCACUGAAGCAAUUGAUGGUUUCCCUGCUGCUGCUACUAGCUCCUGCCAACCAUCCUAGUAACAAGGCGGUGGUUUGGCUUUUGUAGCAAGUUUGAGAGGGAAAAAGAAAGAAAGAAGGGAACCCAUUAGGGAGAGAGGAUCACACAGACAUAGAGUGUUAAAUUAUUAGGGACAGGAAUGGGGGAAAGAAAAUUGCUCUGCUACCACCACCACCACCACCACCACUCUGCUAGCUGCUACUGACACUCUUUCUUUCUAGUUGGUAGGUAGGGUUUGUGGUUGAGAAAGAAGUUUUACUUGUAAAAGAGAGCACACAAAACAAAAACACGAAACUUACUCUCUCACAAAUCAAGGAAAAGAGAGAAAACAAGUCUCUAUUAGCAUAGAUAGACAAAGGAACUACUUCUACAACAACAAGGUGUUGUAAGAGAGGUGGGGUUUGGUGUGAAACAUAGUACCAAACUCUCUAUUCACAACUACUACCACUACUACCAUGGAUGCUUAUGAAGCAACAAGAAUAGUUUUCUCAAGAAUCCAAAAUCUAGACCCAGAAAAUGCUUCAAAGAUCAUGGGUCUUCUUUUGAUUCAAGACCAUGGUGAAAAGGAAAUGAUUAGGUUAGCUUUUGGACCAGAAGCACUUGUUCACUCAGUGAUCCUUAAAGCCAGGAAAGAACUAGGACUAAGCUCUCCGACAAACCUUUCUACAAGUCCUUCCUCUCCUUCUCAUCUUUACUCAAGCAACCCAAUAGCCAUCUCUAGACAAAAUAGUUCUUCAACUUCAAGACUUGGGUUUAAUAUCCCACCUUCACUUGCUAUCCCAAACCCUUCAUCAAAUAAUUCUUCUUCUUGGAGUGACCUUCCAAACCCAGAUGACUUGAUGAUUAGUCCUAAUGAUAGCUCACUCAAUCCUGCUUCAGUGCCUUUCUAUGCUAAUGGAGUAAGAGGUGGAGAGUCUGAUUUGAUGGAUGAGUUUCAGCUCCAAGACCAGCUUUCAUUCUUAAAUGAUAAUUCACAAAAUCUCGGUCCAAAAAGUUCAGAUCUUUUUUACCCUCAACUUGAUGCUCUAUCAAGUCCAACUGGUGCUAGUGAUUCUAUGAUGUUUCCUUCUUACUGGGGUGGGUCUGUGCACAGAAGGAGCUGCUCUGUCAGUGAUGUUUUGGGGUCUGAGGAUCCAAAUUCAGGGUUUGGAUGGAGACCAUGUCUUUACUUUGCUAGAGGGUACUGUAAGAAUGGAAGUAAUUGUAGGUUUGUUCAUGGUGGGCUUGGAGAACUAGAUGGUGCAGGUGUUGUCAGUUCACCCAAUGGCAACAACAAGAUUGAUAUGAUGGACCAGUGCCAUGAGUUGCUUAGAUCUAAGUCUGCUCACCAGCAAAGGUUAGCUGCUGCUUCUCAGCUCAUGAGUGGCUCUGCUGCUUCUUUUCCUUACUCUCCUAAAAGCAUGAACUUUCUUCUUCAACAGCAGCAAAAUGAUAGCCAGAGGGCUGCCGCUACUGCUUUGAUGAUGGGGGAGGACAUGCACAAAUUUGGAAGAUCUAGGCUUGACAGGAAUGAUUUGGUUAAUCCUGCUUCAAGGCAGAUCUACUUGACUUUCCCAGCGGAUAGCACUUUUAGAGAGGAAGACGUGUCAAAUUAUUUCAGUAUUUAUGGGCCAGUGCAAGAUGUGAGGAUUCCUUAUCAGCAGAAGAGGAUGUUUGGAUUUGUUACCUUUGUUUAUCCAGAGACGGUGAAGAUAAUCUUGGCCAAAGGGAAUCCUCAUUUUGUUUGUGAUGCAAGGGUGCUUGUUAAGCCAUACAAAGAGAAAGGCAAAGUCCCAGACAAGUACAGGAAGCAACAGCAGCAACAAGUUGAGAGGGGUGAGUUCUCACCUUGCGGUACUCCUACUGGUCUUGAUUCAAGAGAUCCCUUUGAUCUCCAGCUUGGUGCAAGAAUGUUUUACAAUACUCAAGACAUGCUGUGGAGGAGGAAGCUAGAGGAGCAAGCUGAUUUGCAGCAAGCCCUUGAGCUUCAAAGUAGAAGAUUAAUGAGCUUGCAGCUUCUUGAUGUCAAGAAACAUCAUCACAGGGCUCUUUCCAAUGGCAGCCCUGUCCCCUCUCCUACUCACUCUCCCAAUAUUUUCAAUCACUCUCUUGCCUUCCCUCCACUCCACAGCAGCACCGAAGUUCCACAGGAGAAUUGUUCUAGCUCAAUGCCAGCCACGUCAGUGACUGCCCCGCCUGAAAAACAGAUAUCAAAUGCUACUUCUGGUAAAGAAUAUACUAGCAGUGAAGAGAACGGCAGUGGAAAAGAGAGCUCCCAUGGUGAAGACAGUGAUUUACAAGAAAGUUUGGAGCACAACCUCCCUGACAGUCCCUUUGCAUCUCCAACAAAAGGCACCGGGGACUAUUACUCUGCCUUCAUCAAUGGACUUACUGAGGCCCGUGAGAAGGAUGCUAGCAUCCCAACUUCAACUUCUGCUAACAAUAAUUUGGUCCCCUCAAGUCUAAUCUCUCCUAAUUCUUCACUGGAAAUGGCAUCCUUCAAAUCCUUCAAUUGCCAAAUCCCUAGGUUUUCAUCUGGGCAUGGAGCAAUUGGGAUGUAUGCCAGCACAGAUGGACCUACCUGUCCCGUUGGAAUUUAGCUUUGCUAUGCUUAUAGGAAGAUUGAGAAGUGUAACCAAACAAAAACUCACAUCAAAGAUUAUGUAGAGAGAUUGAGCCAUCGCCACCACUAGCAGUGCUACUAGCUACCUUUACCACCUCUUGCUACCGUCAUCAUCAUCGAUACUAUACUACUUACUACCAUACAAAUUGCAUACGUGAAAGGCCAGUAGAGGAAGUGGGUCAGCCAUUCCUUUCUUUGUUGCACUAUUUUCGUCACUCAUUUCAGUAGUUGAAGUAAGUUGGACCACAGGUAAAGAAAGCAAAGAAAAAGAAGAGUCACACAAUGUGUAGUUGUAAGUUGUAACUUUAUGGAACUACAAAAUUUCUUUCCCUUCCCUUCCCCCCUUUUUUUCACCACUCCUGUCUUCCCUAGAAGAAACAAAGCCUAUAUUUAGUGUUAGCUCUUGUGAUGUUUUUAGGGUAUAAUCAAAAAUCUUUGUACAGCAGAAAGCUGAACCCCAGAGAUCAGAGAAUCUAUAUACUACUUAUCUAUAUCUAUGACUAUGUGAAUGAAAAUAGGGCUGACACUGUUCCCCUUCUGGAACUACAGUUCUACGACUUUUCUCUUAA